Molecule: messenger RNA, 1434 nt
Organism: Lathyrus sativus (Indian pea)
Lineage: Eukaryota; Viridiplantae; Streptophyta; Magnoliopsida; Fabales; Fabaceae
Source: the annotation of a GenBank genome assembly
AUGGAUGCAAUAUAUUUAGGGUUGUUUGGUAUAGUUAUUGGGUUUGUGUUAUGGUGGUGGAAUGAGUAUUGGUAUGUUCUUCCUCUCAAAUAUAAGUGCUUAAAAUCUUCAACAAAGUUGCCACCAGGUCAUAUGGGAUUACCUUUCAUCGGAGAAAUGAUAAGUUUUCUUUGGUACUUCAAAAUUGUUCGACGUCCUGAUGAUUUUAUUAAUGCUAAGAGACGCAAAUAUGGAGAUGAAGUAGGUAUGUUUAGAACACAUCUCUUUGGGGCACCAUCCAUCUUAGUAUAUACUCCAAAUAUUCACAAAUUCGUGCUACAUAAAGAAGACAGGCUCAUAACAAUAUGGCCCACCAUUGAACUUAUGGGCCGAACUUCAUUGGUGGGUGUCCAUGGAAAGGCCCAUACCCGCGUCCGCAACUUUGUUACCAAUGCCAUCAAUCGGCCCGAUGCCCUAAACCGCAUCGCUACUCUUGUUCAACCUCGCAUGAUCAAUGCUCUUCAAUCUUGGGCUAAAAUCGGCAAAAUCAAUGCCCGACUCGAAACUCAAAAGUUAACAUUCGAGAACAUUGGAAAAUUAUUUAUGGGCAAGGAACCAAGUCCUCUUCUAAAUUCAUUGGAUAAGCUCUAUCAAGAGUUGCUUUUAGGAGUGAGAGCUUAUCCAAUUAACAUUCCUGGUUUUGCAUACCACCAUGCUCUUCAGUGUAGAAGAAAGCUUGAGGAUUUUUUCUGGAUGGAAUUAGAUAACAGAAAGAAUGAAAAAAAGCCAGAAACAAUUGAUCUAAUGGAUGGAUUGAUGAAAAUUGAAGAUGAUGAAGGUGAUAAAUUGAGUGAAAAAGAAGUUAUAGACAAUAUUGUCUCUCUUGUGGCGGCCGGAUAUAUCUCUACUUCUCUUAUAUCUACAUGGGCUAUUUACCUUCUUGCCAAGUAUCCAAUUGUGCUAAAAAAAUUAAGGGAAGAGAACAUGACUUUUACAAAGGGGAGUCCCGAAGAUUUUAUCACAGCUAAAGAUGUUUCAAAUUUAAAAUACACAAACAAGGUCGUUGAAGAAGUGAUAAGAAUGUCCAAUGUUGCAGCUUGUAUUUUUAGAAAAGUUGACACAGAAGUUAAUUACAAAGGUUAUAAGAUGCCAAAGGGAUGGACAAUUAUUCUCUUCCUUCGUUAUCUUCAUACAGAUCCAGAGAAUUUUAAGAAUCCUAUGUAUUUCAAUCCUGAUAGAUGGGAUGAGCCAUUAAUGUCUGGAACAUACCAACCAUUUGGCGGCGGACCAAGACUUUGCCCUGGAAAUACGCUCGCAAGAAUUCAACUCGCAAUUCUACUUCAUCAUUUAUCCAUAGGAUACAGGUGGGAGCUUGUUAAUCCAAAUGCAGAUAUAAUUUAUCUUUCACAUCCUGCUCCAAUGGAUGGGGUCGAAGUUAAGUUUAGCAAAUUGUGA